AUGACAAUCACUCUGCUUGACAUAGCGGCCCUGACUGGAAUAUCAAAGUCGCGUGUGAAAUCAAGGAGAGCCUUGGGUCCAGCUAUACCGAUAGCUUUUGACCGAUCUUACAAAUCACUCUACAACAGUAAUGCGCCGACCAUUCCGAGUGAACCAGUUUCCGACAGCAAGCGAGUGGCCUUUCUUUAUUACUUGUUUGGUCGAUUCGUACUUUGCACCCAACAAGCCAACAAAGAUGCGCAUAUAACCUCUGCAAUCGUCACUGGCGAAUGUACCAAUCUUUCUAAAAUUGUGCUCUGCCACCUCUAUUGCAGUUUGUAUACAAUCUUGAAUCGUAUCAAGGAGGCUAUAGACGAAAGUGGCAUCCUCAGUGUUGGACCCUUAUGGCUACUACAACUUUGGUUGCAUGCUUAUUUCCCGGCGACUCGUGGUCCUCUACCAGCUCUUCAAACGGCAGUUGAAGAUACCACCAUGCUCACAUAUGGCCAUUAUUUAGCUAAAGCGUCCUCGCGUAAAGAAGAUUUUACUAAUUAUUUUACAUUCUAUUAUGAGGUCCGAGAGAUCCCCAACCUCACUCCUUUUGUGGAACUGAUAUUCGACCCUGCUUCGUUCAAACUCACUUUUGACGAGCCACCACCGCUUGGUGAUCCCGCUACCGCCGAUUACAGUGAGUUCAUCCAGGAGCGAAAACGUUACUUAACAGCUCGGGACAUCCUCUUUGCUCCUAAAGGCUCAGAGGUACUCAGCAUUGAGGCUUACAACCCUCAACUUGCAGCUCGACAAUUAAGCCUUGUUCAAACAUGGCCUAUGUUACCUCCCUCAUCACUGAAUUUCCCAAAAUUCUACUAA
Linum trigynum is the source of this 849-nucleotide messenger RNA. NCBI's taxonomy places the organism in Eukaryota, Viridiplantae, Streptophyta, Magnoliopsida, Malpighiales, Linaceae. The record is from the annotation of a GenBank genome assembly.